AUGUACGAUCUUUUAAAACGUAAAAAAAUUCCUUCGGCUUUUGAUAAAAAUGAUUCAAUAAUUCGUUAUAGCGAACCUAACCACAAUUCAUCAAUUUAUGAUGGUACUUAUGCAUGCCAUGAUUCAGUUAGUUGCGGAAUAAAAUAUGGAAAAAGUACUUAUAACCUUUCCACUGAUCAACAAUUUAAUCAAUUUAAUGAGGUUUUCUUAAGUACAUUAUAUACAGAAAGUUACUUUAGAGGUUCUUUAUUGUUAGGUUAUACUAUAAAAAAGCAUCAUCCAAACCAUGCAAUGUAUUUAUUAUAUUUCCCUAAUCAGAUAUCUGCCUCUUUAAUAUGUCAACUUGAGGCCGUUGGCUGGAUAAUGAAAGAAGUAGAACGAAUACCUGUACCAUGGAAUGGAUAUUUGUACGGUAACUUUGGUGAUCAAUUUACCAAGCUACAAAUUUGGUCAUUAACUGAGUUCGAUUCAAUAAUUUAUAUCGAUUCGGACGCAAUUGUCCUUCAAAGAAUAGAUAAUUUAUUUGAAAUGGUUAAUUUACGUACAAAAUUCGAAUUCGCAGCUGCACCUGAUGUUUUUGGUCAGCAAAUACUUACAAAAUUUAAUGCAGAGAAGUGGAACUCAAUAAAAUGGAUUGUCAGUGAUAUAAAAUGGUAG
Messenger RNA from Dentiscutata erythropus, 657 nucleotides. Lineage: Eukaryota; Fungi; Glomeromycota; Glomeromycetes; Diversisporales; Gigasporaceae. The record is from the annotation of a GenBank genome assembly.